Messenger RNA from Cydia strobilella, 1515 nucleotides. Its product is annotated as cysteine dioxygenase type 1. Gene Ontology annotation, molecular function: ferrous iron binding; cysteine dioxygenase activity. Gene Ontology annotation, biological process: L-cysteine catabolic process. Lineage: Eukaryota; Metazoa; Arthropoda; Insecta; Lepidoptera; Tortricidae. The record is from RefSeq and is a predicted model, not a curated record. The coding region runs from base 151 to 930 and encodes 259 amino acids. The transcript is spliced from 7 exons.
UCAGUGAGAGCGCGAAAACAUUCACUUGAUAUCCGAACGCGCACCAAGCAACACAGACAUUUUCUGACCCAAGUGUUUAUAUUCCCCGUGCUGUUUAUUUUGUGAAAAGUGGAUAUUUAAUUUGAAUUAAAAAACAAUAUUUAAUACAAUAUGGACGUGGAGAACGCGAACUGCAAAAUGAGGGUGUCACAAUGCACCGAUAUGGAAGUGCUACCCAUCGAGAGACCCAUCAAAAUUGACCAUGAAAUCACAGGGCUGGAGAAGCUGAUAGAAGAACUGCACGCCAUCUUCUCCCGCGACCACGUCAACGUCCAAGAUGUUCAGAAGCUGAUGCUGGGCUACAAGAGCAACCCGAAAGACUGGAAGAAGUACGCCAAAUUUGACCGUUUUCGUUACACGAGGAACCUGGUAGACGCCGGCAACGGAGCCUUCAACAUCAUGAUUCUCUGUUGGGGGGCAGGUCACGCCUCCCCCAUACACGACCAUGCGGACUCACACUGCUUCAUGAAGAUACUCUCUGGAAACCUUGAGGAAGUCAGAUAUGACUGGCCAGAACACGUGCAGCCCGAAGUCCUAAAGAAGCUCAAAAACAAAAGCUGCUGCGACAAAAUGGCGGACCAAGAUGGCUGCCGGUGUGAGGAAGAUGGCGGAUAUGAUGCGGGCGACAUGAAAGAAAUAGGGAGAGCGCGGCUUGAGCUGAAUGAUGUGUGUUAUAUCAACGACGCUCUAGGCCUCCACCGGGUAGAGAACCCCUCGCACGCCGACAGCACCGUGUCCCUCCACCUGUACUGCCCGCCCUUCGACAGCUGUCGCGUGUUCGACUCCCGGACCGGGAAACCCACCACCGUCACCGCUACCUUCUGGUCUGUUAAUGGGAAGAAAGUGAAACGGGGGAUGCGGGCCAACGAAUGUGCAGACAGCCAGAACUGAGGAAAAUCUACCUAUAUUAAUUGGGAUACAGAAUAAAAUGGGACCAAAAACGUUGUAUUUUUUUUUAUUAUAUAAUAAUAAAAUCAUAUUGUUAAGUAAGCUAAGUAAGUAAACUCUAAAGUAGUUAUGAUCAAAAGUAACUGUUGGAUUUAUCCAGGACAACGCCAUUUCGAAUGAAGUCCGCCAUUUUUUAUUGUUUUUGUGCAAUAAUGUAUAAAUAUUUUAUAUUGAACAACUAACAAUCAUAACAUAAUAAUGUAAAUAUAAAUGCUGUCCCAAUAUGUGUAACAAAUCAUUCCAUUUGUAGGUGUAGGUAGUAAGAAAUUAUACAUAUCUUAAAUUGUUGUAAUUUUAGUUAUAAAUACGAAGAACUUAAUGUUAUAAAAUACCUAAAGUACAAACGAUAUAACUUUUGUACUCAAUUUUAUAGUUUAUAAGUCAAUGUAAUAUUAUUGUAAAUACUUGUUAAUUUAAAGACUCGUUUUUAGGUUUGGUAUUCAAAUUAUAGAUUUUUUUUCUUAUUUUCUCUUAUUUUUGUAAUAAGUGUGUACAAACUAUAAAAUAAAUUAUUGUAUUAAAUUGGCC